Nanorana parkeri is the source of this 1800-nucleotide messenger RNA. It is a transcript of the gene GRAMD2B, whose product is annotated as GRAM domain containing 3. The transcript is spliced from 14 exons. NCBI's taxonomy places the organism in Eukaryota, Metazoa, Chordata, Amphibia, Anura, Dicroglossidae. The coding region runs from base 86 to 1348 and encodes 420 amino acids. The record is from RefSeq and is a predicted model, not a curated record.
CGACAUUCCUCACGGCAGCAUACUCUCAGCUUUCAACCCUGUCAAGUGCUGUCGCUGGAGCUUUUAUACGUACAAAUAAAAAAAGAUGAGCAAAACGCCACUGGAAGAUUUGGUUUUCUUAGAUGACAAUCCGGGAAACUUUCCGAGCUCAAGCGAUUGCUCUCCUUUGAGUCCUACAGACAGCAUGGGUUCAUUCUUCUUAAACUCUGAAACGGAGAAUGGAGCUGAGGAAAAGAAAGCAGCAAAGCCAUAUAGUGGCCCCCAAGUCCUGAGCAGCGAGCCUGAACUGAUUGAAGUGAGGCAAAUACCACCCAUAGCCAGGUCAAAGACGUAUGAUUCCUCGUUAGCCCUCGACAUGAAGAACGAUCUGAAACUUGAACGGAAAAAAUCUACUUCAAACCAGUUCAUGAAGGCAAAUGCACAUUUCCACAAGUUGUUCAAAGAUGUUCCAAAGGACGAGCUAUUAAAAGAAAGUUUUACAUGCGCAUUACAGAAAGAGAUUUUGUACCAAGGAAAGUUAUACAUUUCAGAAAACUGGAUUUGUUUCCAUUCAAAGGUUUUUGGGAAAGACACAAAGAUUGUCAUCCCAACAAUUGCUGUAACAGUGCUAAAGAAAACCAAAACUGCCAUACUUGUGCCAAAUGCCCUUGUUGUUGCUACCGUCACAGAGCGGUUUAUAUUUGUGUCCUUAUUAGCACGGGAUUCCACCUACAAGCUAUUAAAGUCUAUCUGCAGCCACCUUGAUGUAAGUGCAAGUAUUGGAAACAGUCCCAAUCCUUCUACAGAUCACAUUGAUAGAGGAGAGCAUGCUGCCUCUUUUCCACUUGAUUUCAGCGUAGACUUUUCAGAGAUUGAUGGUUUGGUACGAACACGAAGAAAGGACAUAGAAGAAUACAGUAGCACGGGCUCUCAAACACCAGAAUCUGAAAACUCCCAAGAAUUCCAGGAUCAAGACAAAAAUGUCAUAAAGUCUCACAAACCUGUAGUUGUGGAGAGUCAGAUGAAGAGCCCUGAAAGAAGUAAAUUGAUACAACAAAAGCCAGAUGACAAAAGCGUCUUUAAGAGACUGAACAUUUCACAGAUUACCUCCUUGAAUGGUUUGCUUUUCUUCUAUGCAAUUCUUGUCUGUCUGCUGAUUAUCUCCACCUUGUAUAUGCAGUCAAGGAUUGCGUAUCUAGAGGAACGUCUUUCCACGCUUGGUUCUGUCCACACUGGGUGGUCUGCUGAACAAGGAAUUGGCAGUUGGCACAUUAACGCAAACCUAAUAUGUGAAGAGUUAACAGCCAACCUGGAAAAGCUUGACAAGAUUCAAAGAAGCUUGCAGAGGCUACUAGAAGAUGCAGAAUGAAACUUGAUGUUUACACGGAUGGUACACCAGUCUCUGCUGGACAGAGGAAUUUUAUUGUUGAAGCUGAUCAAUGAACUGCAUGGAAAGCCAGGAAUUUAAUCUCAGGAAAGCUUUUUCUAAUCCUUUCUACACGUUUGUUUCCUCCAUAAAGUAAGCAAUAUGAUGGGCAACGCCUCCUCGCAUUCCUUGCCUGUGACUUUUAAGAGAAUUCUUACAUUUCACUGUGAAAAUACUGUUUUGCACAUGUUUCUGCAAAUGUAUAUUAGAAGCACUCCUCCCCUUUUUCUGUCUUAUUUAUGUCAAUGACUUUGUUUGCUGGAACCGUGUACCAGCCUGGUGGAGACUAAAUGUUUGCAACAUAAUGCUGCCACAUUCAUUCAAGAUGCUGUGAUAUUGUACUGGAUCUUCUAGCCUAUGAACUAUGAAGAAAUUAGCAGUGCAGCAGUCUUUGU